CCCGGCUCCCAGUCCGGCGGGGGAAGCAACGGAUAAGCGCUCCGAGGGGAUGAAGCCCGCCGCCCCCACGGAGGGAGGAAAGCGGCGCCAGGGCUUGGCCGAUAAAGACACAUUGUAGGAUGACUGUUCCCGCUUGAUUGGCGUCUGACUUGGGAUAGCUCGUCCCCUUUCUGCUUGGCCAGGUGUCACGUUCACACCUGCCUUGCAGCUGGCGUGCUGGCUGAGGCACUGGGAGGCCCAGCUGUUUCGAAGAUGAAAGGAAAAAAGACACGAUCCCUUUCUGAAGAUUCAGUUGUGGCUCCAGUGGAAGAACAGGCAAAGACAAAGACAAAAUGCGUGAACACAUACAGACUGGAGUCACGUAAUAAAUUUCGGGAUUGUUUAGUAAGAGACAAAGCUCAACAAAUACUAACGAGUAAACUUCAACAAGCCAGCUAUGAUGGAGUUUCUAGUCCCUUGUUGUGUGCUUCAAUCUCAGAAGAAAUAUUAAAGGCUGUGAAGGAAUUUGGCUUUGACCGUUAUAAAUAUGUGGUAUCAGUGCUAAUUGUGGAAAAGACAGAUCAGGCAAUGAUCGUUGCCAGCAGAUGCCUCUGGGAUGUUCAAAGAGACAACUGGGUUUCAGCUAAAUGUGAAACUGAAACAUUUAUUGCGCUGGCUUUGGUAAUGGCUUGUUAUUACGACUAAUACUUUGAAAGCCACAGAUGGAUUCGUGCUUCACAGUACAUGGUACAUUUGAAAAUUUUCAGAGCAUCGUUAUUUUAGUAUUCAUUUUUAUCCUAUUGCUGUUGGCACAUUGAAACUGAUAUACAGUUGAGAUAAUGUUCUUUUUUUCUCUAUCAAGAAACCCCCCCCCCCCCAAAAAAAAAUCUUUGGAACAUAUGUACAUGAGUACAUAUGGGUUUCAUCUGUUUAAUGCUCUGCUGUGGAAGUGAAAGCAGCUGGUGUUAAGGCCAAACAUUGGAAAAUUUUGAAUGUUGCUUGUCUGUUGUGUGCCUAGGACUGUUAACGAAUGUUUAUAUGAAAUUGCAGGUAUCGGUUUUCUUAAAAGCAUGUUUUUUGUAAAAAAA
This is a messenger RNA of Corapipo altera (White-ruffed manakin), 1067 nucleotides long. RefSeq names its product t-complex-associated-testis-expressed 3 (gene DYNLT2). Bases 253 to 684 code for a protein of 143 amino acids. The transcript has 5 exons. NCBI's taxonomy places the organism in Eukaryota, Metazoa, Chordata, Aves, Passeriformes, Pipridae. Gene Ontology annotation, biological process: microtubule-based movement. Gene Ontology annotation, molecular function: dynein intermediate chain binding. Gene Ontology annotation, cellular component: cytoplasmic dynein complex; cytoplasm. The record is from RefSeq and is a predicted model, not a curated record.